UACAAAUUGAGGCCAAAGGUCAUUAAAGUUGGCGGUUAUUUUGGAAAGGCGGACGUUUUGCUGUCUGCAGAUUUGUUAGUUCGAUUGUUCUGCAACUCUGAAAAGACGAUGUUUCGAAAAGGACGAAUCAAGAAGGCCAAUGUCAGUAUUACCAAAACGGAGGUGGAAAACCAGCGGGCGCGCAUCAUAAAGAGUGGGAUAGUACGGUUUCUGAUCUAACAGUUCAUAAAGCAUCAGAAGAAGAAAUUCAAAGAAGACGAAUUAUACACAAGUCAAAAAAUGCUGGAGCUGCAAGGCGUGCUCUCGGAGAACGAGCUAAAAGACUCUUCUUAGAUCCUGCUAGUCCAGCUCAAGUAGAAUUGGAAAUGAAGAAGCUUGCUAUAUUAAAAGAGGUUUUGUAUGAUCAUGAUGAUUUGAAUGAAGUUCUAAAGAGAGUUGAUAACACGAUGUCUUCUGUAAAAACUAUAUUCCAUGAAGCUCCGUAUAGAAAAUCAGGUCAUCCAAAUGUAACAUUAGCUCCCGGAUCUAAAAUGAACCCAGGAAACGGACCAGUUCUUAUUCAAGAUGAGCCAACAACACAGAUGAGCCUGUUGUCUGAGUCUGUCAUGGAUAAGCAAGCUCUUAAUGAAGAGGAGUUAAGUAGUGAGGAAGAUGAUUGUGAAGAAGAAAAAUUUGAAUCAAAAGUCGAUUAUGAAAGAUUUUUAAAUGUUUUGAGAGAAUCUCUCAAUAAAUCAGUUGUGCCACCUAAAAAUAAUGAUACAGGUGAUGAAUUGAUGACUCCUGUAAACAAUGGCAAGAAAUCAUCUGAAUUCAAUGCAGCUUUAAAUUGUACUGAGGAGGUUAAGCGUACAAUGUCCAGACUAGAAAGUCAAUCAGAGGCUCAAAGUGAAGAUUAUCCACAGAAAAAGAUUGAUGCGACGAUAAAGAAAAUGACUGCUAGUAAAAUAGGAGCUGAUGUGAAGAAAAAUCAACCAUCUGUCUCAUUCUCAAUAGCAGAGACGACCAUACCACCCCCUCGUGCUAAUAUAUCAACUAGUAACAUGACAUAUGAGAAUUUACAGGAAGCAAUGGCAUCAGUGGCAAGCAACAUUUCAGAAAUUGAAAAUAGACGAGGAAACCAAUCAGAUACUUCCAAUUUAUCAAUAAAGUGUGACGGACUUGCAGGAUUCACGGCUACUCUUAUCGAUGCAGUAACAAGAUUAACAGUUUAUGUCAAUGAGGCUGAAUCAAAGCAAAUAGAAAGUGAAAGUCACAUUGAAGAACUUAAAGACCAGAGUGAUCACCAGAGAGCAUUGCUUGAUGCUUUGACAGCUGAACUAAUGAGUUCUCAAGAACAAAUCAAAACUUUGAAAGAUGACUAUUCCAACCAACAAGAGGAAUCAAAGAAAUUAUUUGUUGAUUUCAAACAAGAAAUGCAAAAAGAAAUGGAUGAUUUAAAAGAUCAGUUAGAACAACUCAAGAAACAAAAAGAUGAGAAUGUAAAUGGAGCUGGUGAUGCAACUUCUAACAAGUUUACAGCACCCAGUUCCAACUUAGAAAAUAUUCAGAUAAUAGAGGGUGGAGGUGCGAAAUCUGACAAGGAUCACGAAGAGGAAGCACUCAAGUCCGAUAUGUUGUCAUUAUUGGGUGCAUUGAAGGCACAAAAUUCACAACCUGAACAUCAGGUGCCCACUGUACCAAUUUCUUCUAUGAACCACCAAUCAUCAAAAGGAGCAGCACAAACCGUUGCUUCUGUGGAAAGUCAGUUAAGACAUUUACAGCUACAACAUGCUGAAGCGCAGAACCGCCUUCACGAAUUGACAGAAGUUGCCGGGUUCUUGGCAGGAAAAGUUGCAGAGUCUGAGAGAAGUCAAUCUUCUGCAUCUAGCUGUAAAUCAGGUCCAGUUACACCUGCAUCAAGCAGUUCUCGAACACCUUCAAUAGUAAGCGGUCCAAUUACACCCCGACAAGAAGACAAUGAAUUUCAUCCUAUGAUACCUUCACAUGGUGCUAAUGAAACAGAUGAUUCUAUAUCAGGAAUAACAAUAACAAGCUCAAUGUUUGCAAAUACUGGAGGGGACACAACCAGACCAAGUAUACAGAGUAGUGGCAUCAAUCAGCUCACAACAUCACCAUUAUAUAGUCAAAGAGUUGCAGAUGACACAAAUAGUUCUAAAUCAAUCGACUGUGUGAACAUCUCUGAUAAUUCCUAUCUUUCUUUGGAUAAAAACAUUCCAGCUUUGUUGCAGUCAAACAUCCACAGUUUUGGGAGGACACAAAUCUCACAGCCUUUUCACAGGACUAAAGACAAUUUGGUUCCUCCAUUCAGACCAACUGCUGUACCUGACGUCUCUAAAACAGUUCCGCAGACUGUUUCAAAUAGCAUACUGCAGACACAAUGUAAUUUGGAGGAUAGAAUUGCAGAACUCAAUCGACAGCAUGCUGAGGCACAAUCAAGAUUGCAGAAUUUAAUCAGAAAGCGAUCGGAUGUUCGAUCACCAUCUUCUCAGUCUUCAGGCACUUCGGGUUCCAGAAAAUUUAUUCAAGUGACUCUUCCAUCUGAUGAUAUGUUGAAGACGCCAAAGAUAUACAAUCCUCCACAACCAUUCAGGCCAUAUAAUCUAACUGAAGACAGCUUUGUUUGAAUGUGUCAAUAAUCUGGCUGAUACUUAUCUGACCUUGUUUACGAUUCAAGAGCGAAAUUAUUUCAACUGGUUAAAUAACUAUUGAACAUGAUGAGAUCUUAUAUGUGCUUUUUUAUUUGUAGUUUUCAAAAUAUAUUCUGUCUAAAUUAUUGAGUUUUAUUACGCAAAGUAAUAAAUUAUUUGACUGUUCUACAUGCUAGAGAAGUAGAGCAGAACAAGAACUUUUAUCUGAAAAA
Styela clava is the source of this 2860-nucleotide messenger RNA. The record is from RefSeq and is a predicted model, not a curated record. Lineage: Eukaryota; Metazoa; Chordata; Ascidiacea; Stolidobranchia; Styelidae.